AUGAGUUCCAUUCCUCGACGGAAAACUGAUUUGUCAGACGCUGACUUACAGUUUCUUCUAAAUCUCUUAAUACAAAAUAUUGGCCUAUUCGUAGUUCCUUAUUUCGACCGAACGCUAUUUCACGGAGAAUAUAGGUUUAGACUAUUGGAUCUUAUAUCUUUCAAAAAUGAAGCGAGAAACCGCAACGCGCAUGGAGUAAUAUUAGCCUAUUC
Messenger RNA from Acaulospora morrowiae, 212 nucleotides. The record is from the annotation of a GenBank genome assembly. Lineage: Eukaryota; Fungi; Glomeromycota; Glomeromycetes; Diversisporales; Acaulosporaceae.